AUGCUUUUUACUUUAUCUUCUCUUUCAUUCUGUACGUGUCCCCAAGAGGAAGAAUAUAAUGUUCCAGAUCAAACAACAUCAAUCAAAAACUACGAAUAUGCAAAUUGUUCAGAACUAAAAAAAAUAUAUUUACCUGAAAAUAUUUCAUCAAUUGGAGAGUAUGCUUUUUGUGGAUGCUCAAAAUUGACAUAUAUCUUGAUUCCUGAUAAUCUAACUUUCAUUGGACAAUAUGCAUUUUGUAAUUGUACAUCUCUCGAAUCUAUAAAUAUAAAGUAUUCUAAUCUUAAAACUAUCGAAAACUAUACUUUUUAUCAAUGUUCUAGCAUCAAAACGAUAGAAUUUCCUUUAAGCCUUACAAAUAUUGGCGAUUAUGCCUUUAGUCAAUGUGAUUCUCUGGAAAGUAUUUAUCCAACGCCUAAUCUUACCUCAAUUGGAUAUGCUGCAUUCAUGUCAUGUGCUCAUUUUAAAAUAUUAUCAAGUCCCAAUUGGAGAGAAUAUACUAACCUUAGGUAUAUCGGAGAGUAUGCAUUUGCCAAUUGUCCUAGGCUCUAUUAUGUGCAUGUCCCUGGUAAUGUUUCAACAAUUCCACGAUAUAUGUGUUAUAAUUGUACAUACUUCCCAGGAUUAGAUCUUCCUUCAUCUGUCACCUUUAUUGGAGAAUGGGCUUUUGGAUAUUGCACCAGCUUCCACCUUCUAACAAUGUCUCCAAAUGCUGAAAUUAUCGAACCAUUUGCAUUUUAUGGAUGUUUUGGUUUGCAUAGAUUUUCAUUUCCCUCUAAGCUCAGAAAAAUUGAGAGUUAUUUAUUUUAUGGAUGUUCCUUUUGGGAUUUAAUAAUUCCUUCGGGAAUUGAGUCAAUAGAAGAUUUUGCAUUUGCACGUAAUACAGAUCUUCAGUCAAUACAAUUUCCUUCCACACUUAAAACAAUGGGGCCCCGUGCAUUUACUCAAUGUGAAUGGCUCAGUACUAUAAUAAUUCCGUCAGGCGUUCCUUCUAUUGGAUGGGAAGCAUUUACACUGUGCAGACGUCUUAGAAGUGCAACUAUUGAAGGAAGUCUUGAUUCAAUUAGUAUGGGAUUAUUUUGUAAUUGCGAUAGUCUUACAAAUAUCACGCUUCCCUCAAGUCUUAAGUCAGUCGGCAACGCUGCAUUUGCCCAAUGUUCGAAACUUCCAAAUAUUACAAUACCAAAUGGAGUCACAACAAUUGGCAAUUCGGCAUUUCAAUAUUGCUAUAAUCUCACAACAAUAACAAUUCCUUCAAGUGUUACUUCAAUAGGAAACGAAGUAUUCAUUUAUUGUAAAUCCUUAACAAGUAUAAUACUUCCAAAUGGCAUUAAUACAAUUGGAUAUUAUGCAUUUUAUCAUUGUUCGAAUCUCAGAAGUGUAACACUUCCUUCAAGUAUUACAUCAAUUGGAAAACGAGCAUUUGAGAGUUGUUCAAACCUCACAACUAUAAUUAGUUCCCUUUCUCCAAGCAUUUUGAUCGAUAUUGAUAUUUUUGAUACUGCACCAAUAAAUGAAUUAAAUUUUGAAACACCAGUGUUCUCUCUUCUGACUCCCAAAUUCAAAAUCAAUACAAUCAAAUUCAACUUUACAAAAGCAAAUACUGAUAAAAAACUUAAUGAAAUCCAAUCUUUGCCAUCAUUGGAAAGUUUUUCUCAAUUAAAAAACAUCACAAUUGGGAAUAUCAACGAUUUUACAAUUCCAAAAUCAUUUGUUAAAGGUGAUAAUGUUGAUAUCUUUAUUGCAAAUGAUAUUUCAUCAAUUGAUCCAGAUGCAUUCAAAAAUUGCAAUAUCAGAAAGUUCGAAUAUUAUGGUAGAGCAAAACUUGAUGGUGAUUUCAUUAAAAAUGCUAAAUCUUGCCAAGAAGUAGUAACAUCCACAAAAUAUAGUGGUGAUCAACUUGGUGGAAUGAAUAUUACAAGCAAUGUUGAAAUCAAGUAUGAAGAUCAAGUGGAAGCUACAGAUCAACCGGAACAGCCAUCUAAUCAAUCAGAACAGUCAACUAAUCAAUCAGAACAGUCAACUAAGAAUGAAUUUGAAGAAGAUAAUAAUAAAAACCGAAGAAAUGAUAAUAAGAAGAAAACAACAGGUAUCAUUGUAGGAGUUGUAGCUGCAGUCCUAGUUGUUGUGGCUGUUGGCGUAAUUGUCUUCAUAAUGUACAAGAAGAAGUCAGAAAACAAAAGUGAAGAUGAUGGUAAUUAUCUGGAAGAAAACCCAUAA
This is a messenger RNA of Trichomonas vaginalis G3, 2220 nucleotides long. RefSeq names its product surface antigen family. The record is from RefSeq and is a predicted model, not a curated record. Bases 1 to 2220 code for a protein of 739 amino acids. NCBI's taxonomy places the organism in Eukaryota, Parabasalia, Trichomonadida, Trichomonadidae. The transcript has a single exon.